UUGAGUUACAGUCUAACAAAAGGGUGUACCUGAUUCUUCAGACACGCCCUGUUGCUGCUUUGAUAGCGUCGAAGGAAACUACGCGUAGUUCAACAACGUUUUCAAGUAACUUGUUGACAAUUUGGAGUUUUCUUCGUUUAAUUAGGACUGGGGUAUUCGUUCUAAACUGAAAUGGGAGCGUGUAUGGCAUUGUGUUCAAUCGCUAGCUGUGCAUCAUGUCUGUGUGGCUCCGCUCCCUGUCUGCUGUCAGGAUGCUGUCCCUCCACCUACAACUCCACUGUGUCCCGGCUGGCCUUCUCCUUCCUGCUGCUGCUGGGGUCCCUGGUCUCUGUCAUCAUGAUCCUACCUGGCAUGGAGGCUCAGCUCAAGAAGAUACCUGGGUUCUGUGUUGGUGGAACUUCCAUAACCAUACCAGGCAUUGAAAACAAGGUGAACUGUGAUGUCAUCGUGGGCUACAAGUCUGUGUACCGCAUGUGCUUUGCCAUGGCCUGCUUCUUCUUCCUGUUCUCCAUCAUCAUGAUCCGUGUUCGCAGCAGCAAGGACCCCCGAGCCUCACUACAGAACGGAUUCUGGUUCUUCAAGUUCCUUAUACUGGUGGGAAUAACUGUAGGAGCCUUCUUCAUUCCAGAUGGGACAUUCAACACAGUGUGGUUCUACUUUGGCGUAGUGGGUUCCUUCAUCUUCAUCAUCAUCCAACUGAUCCUGCUGGUGGAUUUUUCUCACACCUGGAACCAGUCCUGGCUGGAGAAUGCUGAGGAGGGAAACAGCAAGUGCUGGUUUGCAGCUCUCCUGUCGUUCACGGUGCUACACUAUGCCCUGGCCUUCUCUGCUGUGGUCUUGUUCUAUGUCUAUUACACCACGGGAGAUGACUGCACUGAACACAAGAUCUUCAUUAGCCUUAACUUAAUCUUUUGCAUCAUCAUCUCCAUUGUUGCCAUCCUGCCCAAAGUUCAGGAGGCCCAGCCUAGCUCAGGCCUGCUCCAGGCCUCCCUCAUUUCCCUCUACACCAUGUAUGUCACAUGGUCUGCCAUGACCAACAACCCCAACCGUAAGUGUAACCCCAGCCUGCUGAGUCUGGUCAACAACACCCCCAGCCCUACACCUGCCCCAGGACAAGAGGUCCAGUGGUGGGAUGCACAGGGCAUCAUAGGACUGGUCAUCUUCUUCUUCUGCACACUGUACGCCAGCAUCCGUUCGUCCAACAACACCCAGGUGAACAGGCUGAUGCAGACAGAGGAGGACCAGGGUCUGGCUGCAGACGACCACGAGGCGGCCAUGGGGGAGGACGGGGUCAGACGGGCUGUGGACAAUGAGGAAGAUGCGGUCACCUACUCUUACUCCUUCUUCCACUUCAGCCUGUGCCUGGCCUCCCUAUACAUCAUGAUGACACUCACCAACUGGUACCAACCUGACGCAGACUACCAGGCCAUGCAGAGCAGUAUGCCAGCAGUGUGGGUGAAGAUUAGCUCUAGCUGGAUAGGCUUGGCUCUCUACCUCUGGACCUUGGUAGCUCCUGUCAUCCUCUCUAACCGAGACUUCAACUAAAGGCAUACACCUUCCAUCCAGAGCUGUCCCAAAUGGUACCUCUAUUCCUAAGUAGGAAUAGGGUAGGUGUCUUUUCAGAUUUGCUUUACUGUUUGGCAUGUUAUGAGUCACACUACUGGGUAAAAACAUUUUCAUUGUGCUGCUUGAAGAAGGGGACCACUGUCGUUUUUUUUAUGUCCAGGCUUGUCUCAUUGACUAGACAUAACAUAUUAAACAAGAAUCUGGGACACUCAAAUGAGUAUGAUAGGCAGCGUUUGGUAUGGUUACAUAAAACCGGUUACUUAAGGCAAAAACGAAAGGAGGGUGGUUGGCUGGGUGGGUGAAUCAUCACGGACAAUUUUAGAUAAUUGGCAACUUUGUGACAACUUAAUUCUGUUUAGCUACUUUGCAAGUACUUAGCAUGCUAGCUACCUUUUAACCUUAAUCCUUAAGCAUCUAGAUGGUCAUACCAAGGAUCAUUUAGCAACUUGAUUUAGAAUUUUAGGACCCCUUUCGGUAUACAUAAAAUAAUGAUAUCAAGCUUUAAUUAUUUGAAUCAGGUGUGUAGUGCUUGGGCAAAACCCAAAACGUGCACCCCUUGGGAUCCCGAGGACCGAGUUUGGGAAACUCUGGUGUAGAGAAUCAUUGUAACAUCUAAACCCUUGUGAAAUAUACCUUUUUUCCAUAACCAAAAAUAUUGUAUUUUCAGCUGUUUGAAGAUGGUGUACAAAACCGAAAGUAACACACACAAAUGAAACUUCAGAAUGGGAAACAUAGAAAAGUGACAGAUCUAUACCACACUUCUAUCUGAAUUUGGCCCGGUAGCCCAAAAAGUUACACAUUGCAUAUUUCCAUAAAUGUUUUUACUAGUAUCGGGCUACCUUCAGACGAGGCUUCUUGGCAUCCUAGAGCAACGUUUUCGUGAGGAACGAUUUAUUUUAUUUAUUUAUUUUCCCCAAGGAUGUCUCAUGGUCUGGCAAACACCUCUAGCUUGGCCACCUUCCACCACAAAUGCGGAAGGCUGCCAUUGGUGGAUUGAGACUCAGCCCACGCAAACAAAACGUAUCUUUUACAGACAGCUUUGAUGGUGUUUUUUGUUGUUGAAAUCAUUAUGCUAACUACAUUUCCGCGGGGGUGCGGCUGUCGACUCUAGGGGGUAACUACUAGCCUAGCCAACGUUAGCCGCCUAGCUAACGUUAGUCGCAAUAAAUUAGAAUUUUUAACAUUGCAUAUUGUACAAAUUACAAUUGGAAACGUACACAUUCAUAUCAUACGAAAUGGAAUAUUUCACAUACACAAAUUAAUACCUACCAUACCAAACAUCAUACUAAUUUCUGUUUUCCGUUUACUAUUUUAAGUCUACCUAUGAGUCCAGGUUGUUGUUAGCCAUGAGGUUGGUUUUAUCAUUCUGUUUUUUUUAUAUACAUGCAUACAAAAAAUUUUGCUUGGUUUGACGCUUAACAUAUCUGGUCAGCGACUCUACUAAAACGUAAAAGUGCCUUUUUAAACCUACAGAUUUGCUACACAAUAAACUAGCUUUAUAUUCAAAUGUGUAUAUGUUUUGUCAUACCUUAACAGAUUUGUAUCUCUAAUGCCUCUCCUUAUGUUUAAAUGUAAUAAAUCUGAUCAUCUCUGAAA
Molecule: messenger RNA, 3162 nt
Organism: Oncorhynchus mykiss (rainbow trout)
Lineage: Eukaryota; Metazoa; Chordata; Actinopteri; Salmoniformes; Salmonidae
Gene: serinc2
Product: serine incorporator 2
Cellular component (GO): membrane
Source: RefSeq, a predicted model, not a curated record